GUGACUGGACGGCCACGGCUGUUGAGCUGUCUGCCAUCUCAAAACCUAGCUGUGAGCCAGCGUGGCAGGGGCUGUGCAUGGAAGCCAGGAGCUGGGCCCCCAGGAGGCAACUGUGCCCGCCGGGCAUCAUGCUGCUGGCCUUUGCUACUCUGCUCAGCUGCCUGCUCACCUCCGGCCAGGCCAAGGUCUACAGUCGCUGUGAGCUGGCCAGAGCCCUCCAGGAUUUCGGCAUGGAGGGAUACCGGGGAUACAGCAUGGCUGACUGGGUCUGUCUUGCUUACUUCACAAGUGGCUUCAAUACAGCUGCUGUGGACCAUGAAGCCGAUGGGAGCACCAACAAUGGCAUCUUCCAGAUCAGCAGCCGGAAGUGGUGCAAAAAUCUCAGCACAGAUGUCCCCAACUGGUGCCAGAUGUACUGCUCCGACUUGCUGAAUCCUAACCUUAAGGACACUGUCAUCUGUGCCAUGAAGAUAGCUCAACAGCCCCAGGGGCUGGCCAGCUGGGAGGCCUGGAGGCAUCACUGCCAGGGCAAGGACCUCAAGGACUGGGUGGAUGGCUGUGACCUGUAG
Molecule: messenger RNA, 569 nt
Organism: Lynx canadensis (Canada lynx)
Lineage: Eukaryota; Metazoa; Chordata; Mammalia; Carnivora; Felidae
Gene: SPACA3
Product: sperm acrosome associated 3
Exons: 4
Coding region: 78-569 (163 amino acids)
Biological process (GO): fusion of sperm to egg plasma membrane involved in single fertilization
Cellular component (GO): sperm flagellum; acrosomal vesicle
Molecular function (GO): lysozyme activity
Source: RefSeq, a predicted model, not a curated record